Messenger RNA from Lactuca saligna, 345 nucleotides. Lineage: Eukaryota; Viridiplantae; Streptophyta; Magnoliopsida; Asterales; Asteraceae. The record is from the annotation of a GenBank genome assembly.
AUGGCUGGAUUUUUGGCAAUUCGGGCGGGAAAGGAUUGUUAUGGGUCUCCUCUUUAUGGUGGAAUGUUCAUUAGCUUGUUGACACAGUCAUUUGGGAUUCUACAAAAACGUGAAGCUACCAUGUUGACAAUAGAGUCUAGCAAGUCUUUUUCUCCAAUUUUAUACAAGCACAUCAAUAGUGUCAUUGACAAUGGGUUUGGUAAUUAUUCAUUUCCUAAUGAUACCCCAAGAAACCAACUAGGGAGGCAGGUAAGGCAACGAGCAGCUGACACAAAUGAUGAUGAGCCACCUGUGAUUCCAGCUGAAGAUGAGCUUCCAAUGGAUUCAUACAAUGUUGCUUUCUAG